AUGUACAAUGAAGAUGGAAAACACAACUUACAAAAACUGACUUUUGCCUAUAAGGAGGCAGACUCUGCGAGGAUGUUACAUCACCAUUGUCGGAGGAACCCUGAGCUACAGGAAGAGUUGCAGAUUCAGGCGGCAGUAGCCGCUGGGGAUGUCCACACGGUGCGCAAAAUGUUAGAGCAGGGCUACUCUCCAAACGGCCGAGAUGCUAACGGCUGGACCUUGCUCCAUUUCUCAGCGGCAAGAGGGAAGGAAAGAUGUGUUCGUGUAUUUCUUGAACAUGGAGCGGAUCCUACAGUGAAAGACCUGAUUGGCGGCUUCACUGCUCUACACUAUGCAGCUAUGCACGGCCGAGCCCGGAUUGCACGCCUCAUGCUGGAAUCAGACUAUCGUGUCGAUAUUAUUAACGCAAAGAGCAACGACGGUUGGACUCCCCUUCAUGUGGCGGCUCAUUACGGCAGAGACUCCUUUGUCCGACUCUUGCUGGAGUUCAAGGCUGAAGUUGAUCCGCUUAGCGACAAAGGGACCACGCCACUUCAGCUCGCCAUCAUCCGCGAGCGGUCCAGCUGCGUCAAAAUCCUCCUCGAUCACAACGCCAACAUUGACAUUCAGAAUGGCUUCCUGUUACGCUACGCCGUGAUCAAAAGCAAUCACACUUAUUGCCGGAUGUUCCUCCAGAGAGGAGCGGAUACGAACUUGGGGCGUUUAGAAGACGGACAGACGCCGUUGCACUUGUCUGCUCUUAGGGACGAUGUCCUCUGCGCGCAGAUGUUGUACAAUUACGGGGCGGAUACCAACACAAGGAACUAUGAAGGACAGACUCCCUUGGCGGUUUCAAUCAGUAUAUCUGGAAGUAGCCGGCCUUGUUUGGAUUUCUUACAGGAAGUAACAAGGCAGCCUCGGAACUUGCAGGAUCUCUGUCGAAUUAAAAUCCGCCAGUGUAUAGGCCUUCAAAACCUCAGACUUCUUGACGAACUACCAAUUGCCAAGGUCAUGAAAGACUACUUAAAACACAAAUUUGAUGAUAUCUGA
Protobothrops mucrosquamatus (brown spotted pit viper) is the source of this 1029-nucleotide messenger RNA. It is a transcript of the gene ASB7, whose product is annotated as ankyrin repeat and SOCS box containing 7. Gene Ontology annotation, molecular function: protein binding. Gene Ontology annotation, biological process: intracellular signal transduction. The transcript has 4 exons. The record is from RefSeq and is a predicted model, not a curated record. The coding region runs from base 1 to 1029 and encodes 342 amino acids. Lineage: Eukaryota; Metazoa; Chordata; Lepidosauria; Squamata; Viperidae.